AUGAUAUUCUCGGCGUAUCCUCGUCAUACCCUUCAUUCGCAAAAGAACAGCAACAUCGUGGGCCACUAUGAAUUCUCGUCUUCAUCGAACAGUCAACCACCACCUUCUUCUCGUGAUCCUCCGGCCCCUAUUGCCGUGAUAUUUCCUGAUCCUUUUGCUUUCCAUCAACCAACGCCCGGUGAAAAAUACAUCACGUAUCUUCCCCAUUCCGGAUUCCACAAUCAACGCAUUGAACUUGAAAAUGCGUUACUGCUGGCAUCUUAUCUGAAUCGAACGUUACUGUUGCCGCCCGUGUUUCUCGGCAAUCCGGCCAUGCCGUGGCUGCGGUACGAAAAGAUGUACGAACGUUUAUUGUUGCAGACCAAGCGCGGUCUCGAGCAUUGCCCUCGGUUUGAACCAGACGAAUCGAUCCCCGCCGAAUGUCUGAAUUAUUUUCGAUGGACGAGCGUGCCUUGGUCGUUUUUCUACGACAUGGGGGUCUUUCAAGAUAAAGUACGGAUCGUGCAAAGAAACGACUUGAGUUUGGAAUGGAUGUACGAGUCCUUGGGAUUGACAGAAAAGAAUGUACGGUUUAUGAGGGAUAUGUCACCGUAUGAAUUCCGCGUUUAUGAUAAUCCCGCUUCCACGACACCUCUUGCCAAAUUUGUGAACCGGAUCGAAUUAGCGUCGCUGGAAGCCAUCCAGGAGCCGUUGAUCCAUUUUGGGUCCGUGUUUGGCACGUAUCGUGUGCUUGCGCAGACGGAAGAGCACGCCGAGUUGCUUCGAUUUAUUCGCACCCACAUGAUCUUCAAAAACCCGGUUCUCGUCGACACGACAGCGCGAAUUGUGGAACAGCUAGGUGGCGUGGGGUCGUUUGUGGGAUUGCAUAUACGAGUAGGGGAUGGUUUAUUCAAAGUCCGUGCAUCGAUCAAUGUGGACGACAUAUAUCACGAAUUGGUGAACAAGUUCACCGAUCUAGAUGUAAGUCAAGUCAAGGCGUUGGAGGAAUACAAGCACGAUCAAGAUCGUCAGGAAAAUACCGAUUACGAGGUCCGUCAAUUGCGAAAGUUCCGACCCUUGGAAGACACUGCCAAGCCGGUGGAGGUGCAUCACCCUCCUGCAGCCGAGUUAGAAAAGGUGUUGGGUCCGCGGCCGGAGAUUGCAUUACCGUGUCAGGCCGCCAAUUCAGUGACGGAAAAGUUCCAAAAGACGGUCAUUUACAUUGCCACCGACGCCAGCGAUCCUCGAAACAACCCGCUGUUGCGCAAAAUCUUUGCCACCUUCCCCUGUGUAUUUACCUUGUCGGAUUUCGCCAAAGAACUCAGCGAUUUGCAACGGAUUCAGGUUGUGGAAGAGAAAGUGAAAUUGACAAGCUAUCUGAUUCCCAUGCUCGACGCCAUGAUUUCUGCUCAAGGACACACAUUUUUCGGGACCAAGGACAGCACGUUUUCCAGUUACAUUGAACGGCAAUUGCAUCCCGUUUAUACCAACAAAGAAGUCAAAGUCAUGAAGGUGCCUGGGAAACAAGCGACGGCUGCUGUCACCACCACGCAACCGAUCGAUGGCAAUUUCCAUCCAUGA
Molecule: messenger RNA, 1560 nt
Organism: Radiomyces spectabilis
Lineage: Eukaryota; Fungi; Mucoromycota; Mucoromycetes; Mucorales; Radiomycetaceae
Product: CigA protein
Exons: 1
Coding region: 1-1560 (519 amino acids)
Source: RefSeq, a predicted model, not a curated record